Molecule: messenger RNA, 1559 nt
Organism: Chenopodium quinoa (quinoa)
Lineage: Eukaryota; Viridiplantae; Streptophyta; Magnoliopsida; Caryophyllales; Amaranthaceae
Product: calmodulin-binding protein 60 C-like
Exons: 6
Coding region: 1-1317 (438 amino acids)
Biological process (GO): regulation of salicylic acid biosynthetic process
Cellular component (GO): nucleus
Molecular function (GO): sequence-specific DNA binding; calmodulin binding; DNA-binding transcription factor activity
Source: RefSeq, a predicted model, not a curated record
AUGGAGGAGGGAAACUUGCGAAGGAUUUCUCCUUUGAUGUUUGAUAUGUUCCUAAAUGUAUUUGAAGUGCCAAAUCAUGGUUCUUUGUAUUGUAAUUGGGUUUACCCUAUGAUUCCAGAUGUCCGAGAGAAAGUGGAGCAUACAAUUCAACGCUCUCCUCUCACCAUCUCAAGGUCAUUACCAAAUCCGGUUGAUCCAUCUGAAUCCAUACCAUUUAAGCUGCAGUUUGAGCACAAGUUACCCUGCAAACUUUUUACUGGAAACAAGGUUGAAGCUGAAGGGUCUUCAUCUAUUAAGGUACUGCUACUCGAUGCAGUUUCCGGACAUCUAAUUACAGGCGGUCCCUUAUCAUCAAAACGGGUUGAAAUUGUGGUUAUUCAAGGUCAUUUCAAGGCCGAGCAACUAGAGAAUUGGACAAAGAGCGACUUUUGUAAACAUAUAGUAUCUAGGAGAAGUAACAAAGGAUCAUUGUUGGUUGGGCAAUGUGAGAUUGUUUUACACAAUGGAAUUGGUUUUGUUAAUGACAUUUGCUUCACGGAUAAUUCCAGUUGGGUAAGAAGCAAGAAGUUUAGGUUGGGGGCUAGAGUAGUGGCCGAAGAAGACCGUGUGAUGGAAGCAGUGAGUAAUGCUUUUCAAGUGAAAGAUCGUCGUGGAGAGACCUAUAAGAAGCAUGACAUUCCAUCUUUAGAUGAUGAAGUUUGGCGUCUGUGCUGGAUUGCUAAAGACGGGAAGAUCUCCAAAAUGUUGGAAGAAAAUCAGAUUUAUACAGUGAAGGAUUUUAUCUCACUGUAUCACACUGAUGAAUCCUUCCUACGCGGUAUUGUCAAGGUAUCGCCAAAGAAGUGGAACGAAAUCAUUCAACGUGCUAAUUCCUGCUUUACAGGAUAUGAUGCUUGCACAAAUCUGAAUAACUCGGCUCAAAUUAACAUCCCUAUUGCUAUUGGUAGUACCAUUAAUCCAAACACCGUUCCAUGCUCGAGUCUGCAGCAAUUUUGUGUCAAUGAUCAACAGAUGAUUCAGAUGCCAGAGUCCAAUGCAGGGGAGUAUAGCCAUCAGUUAGGUGACAACUCCAUGGGUUUGGACAAUUCCUUGCUCGAAAAUUUAUGUAUUGGUUCACCGAAAGAUGUCUGCCUUCCACCUUUAUGUUACAAUAUGCCACCACCACCUUCCACUAUGCUCGACGGCCAGGCCUCAAGUUGGCAUUCUGACCAAUUGCUGAGGGAAGAAGGCAUAGGGAUGCUCUCUUCUAUCCCUGGUGUGUCUGCUGAUGCUGCAGAUAUCGCGAACCCUGAAGCUGGUUUGGAGGAUAUUGGUUAAGUAUGACGAAGGUCCUAUUAAAUCGCGAUUAUUGUUUCAGUGUGUUAGGGUCAGUUUGAUACUUAGCCUGGUAUCAAGUAUUUGGAAAGGCAAGAGGCAGGGAAGUGAGGGGCUUCAAAUUGAGUUUUACCUUUUCUUAGCUAAUGUUCAUACUUGCAUUUUUGUAUGGUUGUGUAUAAAGGCAGAAGACUGGCUAAUGAGUAAUGGCUAUACAUUAUGGCACAUAAUAAAAAUAUGCUGUA